GAACCUUUGAUUCAAUCACCGGGCUGCGUGUGCACAUGCUGAAUGCUUUCAAGAAGAGUUUGAAGGAAGUCCCAAACUCCAUGACUGGCCGGGAAAAUCCAGAUGUUGAUGUGCGUGGCAUGGACGGGCUUCCGAAAGGCAUCCUGGAAGAAAGACGUCAACGUUUGCUGGCAAAUGAGCCGGACGACGAUGAUGAGGCUACAAAGCCCGAGGCCACAGGCAGACCAAAAGGUGCGGGAGACAAGGCCGACGCAAACAGUCCAACCGACGCACAGUCGGACAAAGAACCGAAACUGCCGCCGCCAGAGACUCGCAGCUCCGAGCCCCAGCUCACAAAACCAGUUGGUCACGGCCAGGAGGACCUGACAGGCCCAUCUUCACAUCCAGUAUGGUUGACAGCCGAGGCAGACGCUGGAGAUCUUCCGGUGGCCUUGAAAUGCCUGGUUGAAGGUCAAGCGGACACGAAUGGAUCGUCCUCGAACCCAGAUCGUUUGUCGCAUGCAAACGUGACAUUGAUGGGGUCUCGCUCCAAAGAUGCGCACGACAUGGCCGUUCCGGGCGAGCGGCAGGCUGCCGAAGAUGCACCGCCGCGGUCCUCCGAACGAGACGUCUUUUUCGACCAGGAGCUGGACGCUUACUUACAUCGACACUGUGCCGAGCUGAAGGAGCUUCUGCAAGAGUUUCUGGCGAGCAAGCACCAGCCGGGGAGCUGCCUCGGUGUUGUUUCCAGCCCCGGGACGGUCUCCGAUGUGAAGUGGAUCGAACAUAUCGAGGUUACGCUCAAAAAUGCCAACGACGUCUUGCCAGAAUGCAGGGGUGUUUGCGUUUGCCAAGUCAAAGGGCAUGGAUCGGAUAUUUGCUAUCUGGAUGUGGGGAAAGAGGCAGCAGCUGAAGCGGUUGGAAUCCUGCGUGACAAAGUGAAGGGCGACACGAUCCACAUCUCACUUUUUCAGGAAGCACCUGUUUCGGAAAAUUUGCUGGGCAGCCUCACCUUGGACCCCGAGAGCAUGCGGGCUGGACGUGCCAGCACAGUCAAGCUGCCGCUGGUGUCUGGUGGCGAGGCGCAACUUCUUCUCGAAGUCGCGGAAGCCUCUUCGUCCACGGCUCAGGAGUUGUCCAAAAACCAGGGCCGCAGGUGGCAGCUCCUUGACGACAACCUGACGCAAAAAGUGGGAAUCAAAGCCGAGUCCUCCUCUGCCACAUUAGGACAGGAUCCAAGAAAAGGACAGUGCCAGGAGCAACCCGAAAGGGAAAACUUCGCGUUGCAGAUUGUCAAGAGCCAGUGGUUCGAUCGCCUUUGUGCCCUUCUGAUUGUCAUCAAUGCGGUGAGUAUUGGUCUUGAGGUGGAGCUCGUGGCAAACAACGUGGUGCCUGCAUCCUCCAUCGCAUUCCGCACCUCGCAGAUCCUGUUUGCUUUGCUAUUUGGUCUUGAGCUCGCCCUUCGCAUGCUGGCUUAUGGCGGUCGUUUUUUCUCAGAUCGCAUUGACAAGCCGUGGAACCUGUUCGACGCGCUCAUCGUGUCAUUUUCCACAGCUGAAAUUGUGCUCAGCCUGUUCAUCAGGGAUAGCACUGCGACCUUGUCGGUGGCGCGUUUUGCUCGAAUCAUACGAGUGGCUCGGAUCAUUCGGGUGACUCGCUUCUUCCGACAGCUUCGAACAUUAGUAUACACCAUACUUCACACUCUGACAUCUCUGUUUUGGACCGUCCUAGUGAUGGUCAUCAUUAUCUAUCUUUUCUCGGUUGGCAUCACAGCGGCUGUCUCGGAGCACUUGCAGCGACAGCCCGAACACACCGCGCAGAGGGAUCGACUUUGGGAGGACUUCGGCACGAUCGCCCGAACAGCUUACACUUUGUUCAAAGCAGUUUCAGGCGGUGUGAGCUGGGGAGAGCCAGCGGCGGAUCUCCUUCCUGUGGGACCUCUGUACUUGUUCUUGUUGUUGAUCUACGUCAUGUUCAUGCUUUUCUGCAUGGCGAACGUGGUUACAGGUUUUUUUUUUGCGAGCAUGCCUUCGAGAUGGCACAAGCAGACAAAGAUCAAGUUAUUAUGGACCAGAUCCGGUUGCGGGAAGACCAUAUCCAAGCCUUCAAAACGAUGUUUGGGCAUGUGGACGUCGAAGAAGAAGAAAGCAUAA
Symbiodinium sp. CCMP2456 is the source of this 2132-nucleotide messenger RNA. Lineage: Eukaryota; Dinophyceae; Suessiales; Symbiodiniaceae. The record is from the annotation of a GenBank genome assembly.